UUUCGAACGCAUUUCGCGUCGUGCUAAUCCCUUUUCAACAAGUUGCAUUGAAACGCAGAAAAAGAUUAGGGCCUACCCUGCUGCUUUUGUUUGACAACGCGAGAAGAGAAGAUUAAAGGCCUAGAAGACCUAGCAUAGCUGGGUCUAAUCCUAAAAAAUGGCGUUCGUUGAAGAAGGUCUUCGUUUGCUAGCUGGUCAUCCCUUUCUUAUUAUAGGGUGUUCAUUUAUAGUUUUUCUUGUUUACACUGUAGGAAAAUUUGCAAAUUUCUUCAAUGUAGGCCCGAACCCUUUCAAAACUUUGAUCGAGGCAAAGCAUACACCGUACGUAAGUGACCUCGCAGCCCGAGAUAAGGUGAUCAAACAAGGCUUUACAUCACAAAAAGUUCCGGAAAACUUAGAUGCUAUCGUGAUAGGCAGUGGAAUCGGUGGUCUGUCAGCUGCUGCAAUUCUGGCCAAAGCUGGCAAGAAAGUUCUGGUCCUUGAGCAGCACGACCAAGCAGGAGGAUGUUGCCAUUCUUUCCAUGAUAAAGGAUUUGAGUUUGAUGUUGGUAUCCACUACGUUGGUGAGAUGGUGCCAGGAACACUGACAAAGAUCUAUGUCGAUCAGAUCACUGACGGAAAAUUGGAAUUUACUCCGAUUGAUCAGAAUUUUGACACUUUAAUGAUUGGAAAAGGUGAAAAGAAACGUGUUUACAAAUUGGAGUGUGGUUCAAGAGAAAUUUACCGACAAUCUCUUCUGAAAUCUUUCCCUGAUGAGCAGAAAGCCAUUGAUAAAUAUAUGAAAUUAUUGAAGGAAUGCAAGGAGAGUUCUCUGGGCUUCAUGUUUCCGAAGAUUGCACCAAAACCUCUGGUAAAGCUGUUGAAUAUGACCGGUUUAAGCAAAAUGAUGUUCUCAAAAUAUGAUAAGUUUGCUAAAAUGACUACACAAGAGGUCUUGGAUCAACUCACAGACAACAAGGACUUGCAGGCUUUGUUCUGCUAUUGUUAUGGUGAUUAUGGAACUCCACCGAAAUCUUCAACAUUUGCCAUGCACGCUAUGCUUGUCAACCACUUCAUCUACGGCUGCUACUAUCCCCGUGGAGGAGCAAGUGAAAUCGCAUUCACUAUCAUCCCAACUAUCGAAAAGUCUGGCGGUCGUGUCCUUGUCAGGGCACCCGUAACCAAAAUCUUGGUAGAAAAUGGAAAAGCAUGCGGCGUUCGUGUUGCCCGUAGUAGCGGUGAUGUUGACAUCCGAGCACCAGUUGUUAUCUCCAAUGCUGGCAUCUAUAACACGUUUCAGAAACUUGUACCAGCAGAAGUCGCUUCAUCUAUGGGAAAGGUUGAAGACGUAUACAAAGGUGGAAGGCAUGGCAUUGGCGCGAUGUCCGUGUUUGUUGGUUUGAAGGGCACGUCCAAGGAGUUAAAUCUGAGAGCUGGUCAAGUGUGGUCAUUCACUAGCAACGAUGUUGACGCCGUCGCCCAUGAGUACAUCGGACGGUCACAGCAAGAUUCAGCCAAAGAUCAAAUCCCACUUCUCUUUAUCUCAUUUCCAUCAGCUAAAGAUACCACCUGGGAUGCUCGAAUGCCAGGCAAAUCCAACUGCACUCUAGUCACUCUAGCUAAUUACAACUGGUUCAAGAAAUGGGAGGAUGAACGUGUAAUGAAACGUGGAGAGGACUACGAGACCAUCAGAGACUCAAUCGGAAACUUGAUGUGGGAGCAGACAUGUCAGAUAUUCCCACACCUGAAGGAUAAGGUUUGUUGAAUAGACUUUAUUGUA
Anneissia japonica is the source of this 1759-nucleotide messenger RNA. RefSeq names its product all-trans-retinol 13,14-reductase-like. NCBI's taxonomy places the organism in Eukaryota, Metazoa, Echinodermata, Crinoidea, Comatulida, Comatulidae. The transcript is spliced from 8 exons. The record is from RefSeq and is a predicted model, not a curated record. Bases 158 to 1744 code for a protein of 528 amino acids.